CACUUUACGCGCAAUCAGUUGCAGACGCGCUCUUUGCCCCUCAAAAGUACCAAAAAAAGAUAAAAGCGCGUCGGCGCUGAUGCUUGGGGGUCUGUAGAUAGAGUUUUUCUUUGUAGAAGCAGGGGCUGGAAUGCGCACGGAUUUGUGCUUUUUGAGAGCGGAAAUGGACCGUGUGUGAAGUUCUAUUCGUCGCACUUUCGGAGUAGAGCUGUCAGUCACCCACCUGUUGCCAGGUGGUCUUAGUUUAACCCUCGGACGUUUACUAUGACAUUGGGUUUGGAAGACAUUGUCAUGGAGGAUAUUGUUAUUGACGUCGUGGGGGAAGGAGUCAAAGACAGCGGAGAGGAGCAGCUCUUACCUCCGGAUGGGUCUCGGAGCGAGCAGGAGCGCAGCGCCGAGAUUUCCAGCGGCCAGAAUAAAGAUCGGGACACCCUCAACCCUUCGCAGGAAUGUCAACCUCCUGCUAAAACCAAAAGCCCUGCGUCUGUAAAGCCUCCAUACUCGUACAUUGCUCUGAUAACGAUGGCCAUACUGCAGAGCCCCAAAAAACGCCUCACCCUCAGCGAGAUCUGUGACUUCAUCAGCCACCGCUUUGUAUAUUACCGGGAGAAAUUCCCGGCGUGGCAGAACUCUAUCAGACACAAUCUAUCGCUUAAUGACUGCUUUGUAAAGAUGCCACGAGAGCCCGGGAACCCGGGGAAGGGUAACUACUGGACGCUGGAUCCAAACUCCUCAGAUAUGUUUGAGAACGGGAGCUUCCUGCGGCGGAGGAAGCGCUUCAAGCGGCAGCAUUUUCGCUUCGAUCCGCUCAAGGAGCAACACCUGGAGCCCAGCGGGUUGCACGGCUUCGGGCACGGCCCCUAUGGACUCGGCACGGCGGCUCUGCAGCUGCCCGGUUUGGAGAUUUACCCCUACCUCCAUCCCCACGCGCAUUCGCUGUGCAGCCCCGCUGCCAUCCCACCUGUCAGCAGCAUCCUACCGGCUCUGUCCAGUUUCUUCUCCCGCAGCGCCCUCACAGCCAAGGCUUUCCUGCAGUCGCAGCCGGGCCUGGACGCCUUCACCCCGGCCCAGUGCAGCGGUUAUUCUCCUCCUCUGACCUCCAGCGCUGCCUACGUUUCCCCCGCGCUCUUCCACCCCGCGGCGUCUCCGCACUUUUUAACUUUACACCAGGAGUACCAGAAACUACAGACUCAGCUUGGUUCUGGAGAGCUUACCAAACAUAUUAACACUAAUAAUGAUUAAAAAAACAACACUCUAAACUUGUGUUUUCUCAGGUAAAAGACCUUUUAAGAAGCCUUACACAGUUUCUCCAGCAAAGGAAAAUUCAUGUUUUACAAUAACAUUGUAGAUAAGUUAGAAAGUCUCCAUCUUUCACACUUUUAUUGAAAAAAAAAACUUUUCACAGGGGCUUUUUAAAAAAUUGAUCCUGAAUUAUUAU
Molecule: messenger RNA, 1438 nt
Organism: Melanotaenia boesemani (Boeseman's rainbowfish)
Lineage: Eukaryota; Metazoa; Chordata; Actinopteri; Atheriniformes; Melanotaeniidae
Gene: foxd7
Product: forkhead box D7
Exons: 1
Coding region: 265-1242 (325 amino acids)
Biological process (GO): cell differentiation; anatomical structure morphogenesis; regulation of transcription by RNA polymerase II
Molecular function (GO): DNA-binding transcription factor activity, RNA polymerase II-specific; RNA polymerase II cis-regulatory region sequence-specific DNA binding
Source: RefSeq, a predicted model, not a curated record